Messenger RNA from Ilex paraguariensis (yerba mate), 520 nucleotides. Lineage: Eukaryota; Viridiplantae; Streptophyta; Magnoliopsida; Aquifoliales; Aquifoliaceae. The record is from the annotation of a GenBank genome assembly.
GCCUCCCUUAACCCUCACUCACUCUCACAAUCUCACCGUCAGAUUAGACCCAUCUCUCGCUCUCGGUCUCUCGCGGUCUCUUAGUCUCUCACUCUCACCCUCAGAUCAGACCUAUCUCUCACUCUCGGUCUCUCUCGGUCUCUCACUCUGACUCUCAAAUCAGCCCUCUCAGCCUUCUUCAUCUUCAUCAAGUAUGCGAUUUCAUUUUUAUCUUCACAUUUUAAGAGUUAAUUUUCAGACCUCUUUUCACUCUCAAAUGCAAUUUUUUCUGAGUCUAUUUUCACUCUCAAAUGCAAUUUUCUACGCCUCUUUUCCAACCUGCUAUGACAUUAAAAUUUUUGCCCUCUUUUGUCAAAAUCGAAAGUUUCAUGAUAACAUGGAUAUGCUGUUUAUAUGUCAUAAUAACAUGGAUAUGCUGUCAAAACAGAAAGUUUCAUAUGGCAUUUUUGUUUAUGUUGUUUAUGCAUAUGGCAUUUGUGUUUAUGUAUAUGGUUGAAUUUUGAAUUGGAAAUAUUCCUGU